Molecule: messenger RNA, 372 nt
Organism: Peronospora farinosa
Lineage: Eukaryota; Oomycota; Peronosporomycetes; Peronosporales; Peronosporaceae
Source: the annotation of a GenBank genome assembly
AUGGAGGAACAGCAAGAACCCGCAGCAGGAGAGACGUUGUCCGAGUCGUCGCCAUGUCCCAUGGAUCAUCCAUGGACUUUCACGUCAAGUGUCACGUCGUUUGUAACCUCCACCUCGAGUUAUUUCCGAGUGUAUAUCCCCAGUAUGGAAGACAGUGUCAAGUUCUCGGGUGGUGCUAUUGCAGCUUUGGUAGCAAUGCGUUACGCGAAAAGUGUCCAUUCUGCUGGUCUUGUUGGCCUCUUGUCUGGACUAUUUGCACAUUCAUUUUAUGCCGAUGUUUUACGCAAGAAACGACGACGACGGGGUGAUAAAUGGCAAGAAAUAAAUGAGAAAAACGAGACGGAAGAGAGAGAGGAAGAGAUUUCUUUUUAG